Molecule: messenger RNA, 1699 nt
Organism: Hevea brasiliensis (rubber tree)
Lineage: Eukaryota; Viridiplantae; Streptophyta; Magnoliopsida; Malpighiales; Euphorbiaceae
Product: serine/threonine-protein kinase AFC1
Exons: 12
Coding region: 260-1570 (436 amino acids)
Biological process (GO): protein phosphorylation
Cellular component (GO): nucleus
Molecular function (GO): protein kinase activity; ATP binding
Source: RefSeq, a predicted model, not a curated record
CCUCUCUCUCUCUCUCUCUCUCUCUCUCUCUCUCUCUCUUGCAAAAUCCUAUUAGGGUUUCAAAAUCUUUUCUAUACAUCCAAAAUCUCAAAAUUUUUUCUUAAUUUCUUUCUCAAAUUUGCAAAUUAUUAUUAUUAUUAUUAUUAUUAUUAUUAUUAUUAUUAUUAUUAUUUUAAUUCAUUCGAAUCAGGACCGGUUCAAAUGGAUCGGCGGGUUUGUUGAUGCUUCUGCAUCUGCGUGUUGAAGGGAAUUGAGAGAAAUGGAGACGCAGAGGGUAACAGAAUUGCCUCUUAGGAACAUGGAUAAACGUCCCAGGAAGAGGCCUCGUUUAACAUGGGACGUGCCUCCUCCUGCUCCUCCUCCUCCCAAGGUCCUUUCUGCUAUGUACUGUGGGCAGGAUUUUGGGAAUGGAGUGAUUCCCAAUUAUGCAUAUACAAAUUUGUUUUACAGGGACGUUCCAGUUCCUCACAAUUGCUCCCCUCCUUGGAGACCUGAUGAUAAAGAUGGGCAUUAUGUCUUUGCUAUUGGCGAGAAUUUGACACCUAGCUACAGGAUUCUUAGCAAAAUGGGUGAAGGGACAUUUGGGCAAGUCUUGGAAUGUUUUGAUAAUGAAAAGAAAGAAGUUGUGGCGAUAAAAAUUGUUCGCUCCAUACACAAGUAUCGUGAAGCUGCCAUGAUUGAAAUUGACGUCCUACAGAGGCUUGCCAGACAUGACAUUGGUGGCACUCGUUGUGUGCAAAUACGGAAUUGGUUUGACUAUCGUAAUCAUAUUUGUAUUGUAUUUGAGAAGCUUGGACCAAGCUUAUAUGAUUUUCUUCGCAAAAACAGCUACCGUUCAUUUCCCAUUGAUCUUGUUCGGGAGCUUGGCAGACAACUUUUGGAGUCUGUUGCAUUUAUGCAUGAUCUACGACUAAUUCACACUGAUUUGAAGCCGGAGAAUAUUCUACUAGUUUCCUCUGAGUAUAUCAAAGUGCCAGAUUGUAAGUUUCUUUCACGGUCCACAAAAGAUGGCUCCUAUUUCAAGAAUCUGCCCAAGUCAAGUGCUAUUAAGCUCAUUGAUUUUGGAAGUACUACAUUUGAGCAUCAGGAUCACAGCUAUGUGGUGUCAACACGCCAUUAUCGUGCACCAGAGGUUAUCUUAGGUCUGAGAUGGAACUAUCCUUGUGAUUUAUGGAGUGUGGGUUGCAUACUUGUUGAACUAUGUUCUGGUGAGGCUCUUUUUCAAACACACGAGAACUUGGAGCAUCUUGCUAUGAUGGAAAGGGUUUUAGGGCCCCUGCCACAACAUAUGGCGGUCAGAGCUGACCGUCAUGCUGAGAAAUAUUUCAGGAGAGGCACGCGAUUAGAUUGGCCUGACGGUGCAACUUCAAGAGAAAGCAUGAGAGCAGUUUGGAAGUUGCCCCGUUUGCCGAACCUGAUUAUGCAGCACGUCGAUCAUUCUGCUGGUGAUCUGAUUGAUCUCUUGCAAGGGCUCUUACGGUAUGAUCCAGCGGAACGGCUCAAAGCCAGAGAAGCUUUAGGGCACCCAUUUUUCAAAAGAGAACCAAGGAGGUGUGGUUAUACUUUAUAAUGUGGAUGCCUCACAAGCAAUCAUAUAAACAAGGAGAUUCCAUGAAGUGGUUGAUUUGGUGACAUAAUUUUUGUCUUGUUUAACAUACAAUUGUUACCAUAUAGUAAAAAGAGUGUUCUCUUCCUACCA